AUGCCGCCGCGAAACACCGCGUUGCGGCGCGACGGCCGCAGUCCCGAGGCGGCGUCGCAGCAGGAGACGUCCACCACAGUCGCCAUCCGCCUCCGACCCUUGAACGACAGGGAGAAGGAAGGGGGUCAGAACAAGAUAUGGCGAUGCGUGCCUACUCACAACUCCGUUACCCAGACGUCGCCUGAGGGCAACCCGCUUCCGGACGGCAAGGGGACUUUCUUCACGUACGACCGGAUCUUCGACGAGGACAGCUCGACGCAGGCCGUGUACGACGGGGUCGCCAGGGAGAUCGUGCACUCCGUGUCCCGUGGCAUGAACGGCACCAUCUUCGCCUACGGUCAGACGUCCUCGGGCAAGACCUUCACCAUGCAGGCACGGGGUGACGCGGCGUGUUGGGGAGGAGGCAGCGAGGCCAACCCGGGCAUCGUGCAGAUCGCCACGCGAGACCUGUUCCGCCUGAUCCAGGAGAAGACCGACCGCAUGUUCCUCAUGCGCGUGUCGUAUCUCGAGAUCUACCAAGAGGAGAUUAGGGAUCUACUCAACCCCGAAAACACCAACAUGCAGGUUCGUGAAGACCCUAGGAAGGGUAUUUACAUCGACGCCUACGAGGAGACGGUGGGGGACUUCGAGACGGUGCUCAAGAUCCUGAGGGUCGGUGAAAAGCAGCGCCACGUCGGGUGCACGGAGAUGAACAGCCGGUCCAGCCGCUCGCACACCAUCUUCCGCCUCGUCGUGGAGAGCCAGCAGAUGUUCGAUGAGAAGGUGCACACCUCCCAAGAGGAGGUGGACCCGUCCACCCUCGUCGCUACCCUUAACCUGGUCGACCUCGCCGGGUCGGAGAGCGUGCGGCACACCGGCGCGACGGGGACUCGUCAGAAGGAGGGCGGGAUGAUCAACCAGAGCCUGCUGACGCUGAGCCGCGUGAUCCAAACUCUGACCCAGCCGGGGCACUCGCACGUGAACUACCGCGACAGCAAGCUGACGCGCAUCCUGCAGCCGAGCCUGUCCGGGAACGCCCGCAUGGCCAUCAUCUGCUGCGCGACGGCCGCCGAGGGUUUCCUCGAGGAGACCCGCAGCACUCUGCAGUUCGCCUCCCGCGCCAAGGAGAUCAAGACCCGGGCCAUCGUCAACGAGAUCGUGGACGACAAGACCCAGAUCCGCCGCAUGGCGCAGGAGCUGGCCGCGCUGAAGCGGAAGCACGCCGAGCAGCAAGGCGGCGCCGCCGCCGGCGGCGAGCUGGUGGAAGCGCUCCAGCAGGAGAAGGCAGAACAAGCCGAAAAGAUCGACCGCCUCAAGCGGCUGCUUCUUAACAUCGCCCCGGCCGUGGCGGACGAGGACGGCGAGCCGCUCCACCUGCACCUAGACGUCUCCCCGAGGUUCCGCCGCGGGAAGCGCUCGCGCGAGACGUGGUGUCCCGGAGACACCGCUAGCACCGUCACCGCCUCCCGCCCCCUGCGCCUGCGGAGCCCAAACCUGGGUGACUUGGACGGGGAGGAGGAGCACCGGCCGAAGCGUAGGUCCAGCGAGGCGGCGGGGGGGACUGCUACCGGGAAUAUGACGUCGGGGGAGGGGCGCAGCCAGCCUGCUGCUGCUGCUGCUGCUGCUGCUGCUGCUGCUGCUGCUGUCGCGGUUGCGCCUUCGGGUGAUAUGGAAGCGAUGGCGACCAAGCUGGAAGAGGCCCUGGCGGCGAAGAAGGAGACCGACGAGGAGAUGAAGGAAUUCGUGGCGUACACGGAGGACGUCGAACGCGCGCUGGCUUCCACGAAAGCCCUUCUCGCCCAGGAGGUCGAAGCUACGGAGAAGGCUGCCGGCGACGUCGCGGCCGCCACGGCCGCAGCCGAAGCCGCCGCUGCUCGUGAGCAGGAGUCGACCGCCGCGCUGGAGGAGCGCAUCGCCGCCCUGGAGGCCGACAAGGCCGAACUCGAGCAGCAGGAGGCAGUGCUGCGCGCGGAGAACGAGGAGGCGGUCGCUAUUAUGGCCGAGAACCAGCCCCGCCAGCCCGUGGUAGCGGACGCCGACGUUCAGACCGAAGCUCCCGAUUCCGAAGACGGGGCCGCCGAAGGUGCUCCCGCCUCUGGCCGGAGCGUGGCGGAUGUCGAGGUCGCUGAGCGCAAGGUUGCUCUAGCCGGCCUGCAGAAGCGCGUGGACGAGCUGGAAGCGAGUCUUGCGGAGGCAAGAAGAGAGCAGCGGGAGCAGGACGUCUUUAACCGGGAGGACAAGCAGAAGGCGGACAAGACGCUGAUCGAGGCCCUGGCGGCGCAGCGGCGGGCGGAGAACGCGUUCAGCGCCGCCUGCCAGUCGGAGCUUGAAAUGCGGUGCCGGCUCGAGAACGCCGUGCAACAGGUGCAGGAGGCGGAAGAGGCCCGCGACGCGAUGUCCGCCAAGGCCGAGGGAGAGUCUGCCUCAGUCGGCAAGGAGCGGGAGAAGGUCCGAGUCCUGGAAGACCGUGUGGCUGAGACCGAGACUCGCCUGAGGCAAGCCAAGACCGCGGCCGAGGAAAAAGCGCAGCGCGAGGUCCUCGCCUCCAAGGAAAAGGAUGAGACCAUCGGGAAACUUAGCGCCCUCGUUGACAGCCUGAGGGCAGACGUAGACAGGAAGGCGGUCGAAGACAGGGCCAAGGAAGACGGCGACGCGGCGCGCGUCCAGCAGCAGCAGGAGCAGCUGCUGUCGGACAAGAACAAGGCGGAGGAAGAAGCUGCGGCGGCACGCGCCGAGAACGAGGCCCUGUGCGCCAAGAUCGACGAGUUGUCCGGUCAGGUGUCGUCCGGUGCUGCUGAAGCGGAGGCCCGCGAGGAGCUGGCGGCGGCGAAAGAAGCUGCGGCGGCGGCGGAGUCCAAAGCAAGCGAGGACAUGGCACGCGUUGUAGAGGAGGCCGUGGCCUCGGCCGAACAGCUGGAACUUCUUCGGUCUGAGCUGGAAACAAAGACCGAGGCGGCCGCGGAAUUCGCCCAGACGAUCGAGUCUCUCGAGUCUCAGCUUAGGGCCGUCCAAGACUCGGCAUCGGAGCGGGAGGCAGCGGACGCUGCUCGCAUCGCUGACGCAGAGAGCCAGGCGGAGGAAGCCGCCGGCCGUCUGCUGGCGGCGAACGAAGCCGCCGCUGCAGAAAAGGAAGGCACCGCGGAGUCGGCCAAGUUGCUAGCCGAGGUGGAGAGCGAGCUCAAGGCGGCGAACGAGCUGUUGGCGACGGUGCAGGAUGCCAUGGCUGAGAAGGAGGCUGCUGCCGCCGCCCGUAUCGCCGAGUUGGAGGCCGAGCUGGCCUCGACUGCCGGGUCCCUGGCCUCCACCCAGGCCGCCGCCGGGGAGAGGGAGACCGCGGCGUCCGAGCGUAUCGCUGAAGUGGAGAGCGAGCUGUCCGCUGCCAACGAGCUGCUGGCCUCCGCGCCGUCCGCUGCCCGAGUGGAGCAGCUGGAGAACGAGCUCAAGGAGGCCACGGAGUCCUUCGGGGUUCAGUUGGCGGCCGCCCGGGAAGGGGAAGCGGAGGCCGUGUCGAAGCAGGUGGCGCUGGGUGUCGAGCGUGUCGCCCAGGUCGAGGCCCAGCUUAAGGCCGCGACGGACAGGCUCGGAGAAGUGUUGUCGACCGCCGAGGAAGCGGAGGCUCUGCGCGAGACGGUGGCGGCUGAGCGUGAGGAGACGACUGCCGCGGCCGCUAAGCACGACGACGAGAUGGAUGAGGCCCGGAGAGAGCUCGACAGGGUCAAGGCUCUGCUUGAGGCGAAGGCUGAUGAAGUCGAGCAGCAGAAGGCCUCGGACGAGCUCCACCAGGCGCGGGAGGCGGCCGCUGCCGCGGAAGCGGUGGUUGCCGAGAGGGAGGCCACGAUCGCCUCUAUGAAGGAAACCCUGCGGGCAGGGGAGGGAGAGCUGGCGCAAGCCCUCGAGGAGUCGGAGAACCUGUCCAAGGAGGUUCUCGAACUCACCGAACAGCUCAUGGCCAAGGGCGCCAGCCUUGCCGAGCUGCACGAACAGCUGGAGGCUCGCGAAUCUGAACUGGCUGCGUUGCGGGCAUCGCCCCCGGCCACCUCGAACGCCGCUGGCGAUGGGUUCGACGGGGAAGCGACCGAGGCCAGCGCGGAGCUCCGCCGGCUGCGGGUGGACCUGGACAAAAAGGGCAGCGAGCUCGACACGACGAUGAAGGAGUGCGAGACCGUGCGCGCGGAGCUCAAGGAGGUGAAGGGGAUGCUCGGCGCCGCGGCAAGCGCCGCCGGCGCCGCCGGCGCCGACGAGGAAUCCCUCCGCAAGCGCGUGUCCCAGCUCAUGUGUGAGAACGGGCUCCUGAGGGGGGAGAAGGACCGUCAGGAAGUCCUUGCCGCCGAGGCGAAGAACGAGGCCAAGUCCAACACGUCUCGCUCCGUGGCGGAGGUGGAGAGAUUGGAGCGGGAGGUGGACCGGUUGUCUGGGGUCGUCGCCAGCAAGGCCGAUGGAGUCGCGGCGGAGGGGGACCGAGCGAAGGCAGCGCUUUCGGCGAUGGAGGCCAAGCUCUCGGAGCUUCGCCAGGAGCGCGCGGAGCUUCAGGAGGCGACGCAGAGGUCGCUAGACCGUUGCUCGGAGGCCGAGGGCGAGGUCGAGACCCUGAGGAACCGUUUGGCCGAGGUGGAAGGUCGUGACGCUAGCCGUCACCUGGUGGUGGCUCUCGAAACCAAGGUGGACGACCUGGAGCAGGUUGUGUUUUACUGCACCCUUGUUGCGUGGACGUCUCGCAACUUCCCGUUCUUGUACUGCCGUCCCCAGGAAGUGCGCCGUACCGCCGCCUCUAAGGCUGAGGUAGAGGGGGACGCCCGCGAGCAUGCCAACAGGGUUAAGCGUCUGCAGGGAGAGGUGGAGAUGAUACGGUCGGAAUACGAGGUUGUUUCGGAGGAGGUGGCCGACCUUCGCGUCGCAGAGGCGAAGCUUAAGGAAGCCCUGGAACUCCAGCAGGCGACGACGGCAGACGGUUCCGAGGACCGUUGCAACGAGCUGGAGGCCGAGGUCGCCCGCCUGCGUGAGGAGCUGUCCGAGCUGAAGAAUGCCCACCUCGAAGCCCUCAGCGCGGAGGAAGAGAAGCGCUGUGCGAUACAGGCGACGCACGGCGAGUUGGUCGCUGCCCUCGAGAAGACGGUGUCCGAGCUUCAGGAGGCGAACUAUUCCUCCGCCACCGCUCUGGAGAAGAAGGUCUCCGAGUUGAAAGCGGAGCGCGAUGAAGCCGAGAAAACCGUGUCCGAUCUGCGGGCGAAGCACGACGAGACCGUCGCCACUCUGCAAAGGGAGGUUUCGGAGCUGCAUGUGGCUAAGGAUUCCGCCGCCACUCUCGAGAAGACCGUAUCCGACCUGCGGGCGGAGCACGGCGAAACCCUGACCGCGCUUGAAGAGAAGGUUUCGGAACUGCAGCAGGCGGAAUCCACUGCCGCCGCCGCGCUGGAGAAGACAGUGUCCAAGCUUCGAGCGGAGCACGUCAAAACCGUGACCGCGCUCGAAGAGAAGGUUUCGGAGCUGCAGGCGGCAAGCGAGGCGUCGGCAGCCACUGUCGGUCGAACCACCGCCGAGCUGCGAGCCGAGCGCGACAAAACCGUCUCCGCCCUCGAGAAGGCCGUGUCCGAGCUGCAGGAGGCGAAAGAUUCUACCGCUGCCGCUCUCGAGGAAGCAGUCUCGGAAAUGCAAGCAGAGCACGGCGAAACCGUCACCGCGCUCGAGGAAAAAAUUUCGGAGCUGCAGGCGGCGAGCGAGGCGUCCGCGGCCGCUCUCGACCAAACGACCGCCGAGCUACGAGCCGAGCAUGACGAAACCGUGGCCGCCCUCAAGCAAACCGUGUCGGAGUUGCUGGAGGCGGAAUCCACCGCCGCCGUCACGCUAGAGAAGACAAUGUCCGACCUGCGGGCAGAGCAUGGCGAAACCGUCACCGCGCUCGAAGAGAAGGUUUCGGAACUGCAGGCGGCGAAAGACUCCUCCGUGAUCGCUCUCGACCAAACCACCGCCGAGCUGCGAGCCGAGCACGAUGAAACCGUCGCCGCCCUCGAGAAAGCAGUCUUGGAAAUGCAAGCGGAGCACGGCGAAACAGUCACCGCGCUCGAAGAGAAAAUUUCGGAGCUGCAGGCGGCGAGAGACUCCUCCGUGAUCGCGCUCGGCCAAACCACCGCCGAACUGCGAGCCGAACACGACGAAACCGUCGCCGCCCUCGAGAAGACCGUGUACGAGCUACAGCAAGCGAAAUCCACCGCCGCCACCGCGCUGGAGAAGAAAAUGUCUGAGCUGCGAGCAGAGCACGGCGAAACCGUCACCGCACUCGAAGAGAAGGUUUCGGAGCUGCAGGCGGUGAGCGAGGCGUCUGCAGCCGCUCUCAGCCAAACGACCGCCGAGCUGCGAGCUGAGCACGACGAAACCGUCGCCGCCCUCGAGAAGACCGUGUCGGAGCUGCAAGAGGCAAAAGAUUCCGCCGCAGCCACUUUCGAGAAGACAAUAUCAGAACUGCAGGCGGAACAUGACCAAGCCGUCGCCGCGCUCGAGGAGAAGGUUUCGGAGUCUCUGGAGCUGGCCGAGCAGGUCGGGGCCGACCAAGACGUUACCCUCGCGGCGCUCCGGGCCCAGAUGGCUGCCUCCCACGCCGAAGAGAUCGCGGAGCUGAGGGCGCAGCUGUCGGAAGCCGAGCGGGGCGUCGAGGCGAUGGAGGCUGCCUCCAAAGAGCUGUCGAAGGAGUGCGAGGCGCGCUCGGCAGAGGUCGAGAGUGUCAGGAAGAGCGCGGCGGAGGUCGCCGAGGAGCUCGACGUUGCGCGUGGGCGCAAGGAGGACCUGGAGCGAGAGCUCGCGGACAAUGUUGCGGCGGGCAAGGCUACCGAACAGCAGCUCCGCCACCGCCUCACCUCCCAGGUGGCCGAGGCGGAAAACCUUCGCCAGGAGCUGAUGGACACCCGCGAGAGGUCCGACCGCGCGGAAGCCGCAGUGCGUGCGUCCGACCAGCGCGCUAGGGAGAGCGCCGACGAGAAGACUAAGGGGUUGCUGGCCGAGAUGGAAAACCUCUGCCAGGAGAAGCUGAUCGCCGAGAAUAAAGCUGGAGAGAUGGAGGCUGAGCUCAGCCGACUGCGAGAAGCGGUGGCCACAGCUGAGCAGACAGCGGCUAAGGACCAGGGCAUGCUCAUUCGUGCGGCGGAGGAACGCAUGGCCGUCCUCGACCAGGCCGCCCAGGAUAAGGACAUCGCUAUCGCCAAGCUCCAGGCGUCCCUGGAUGCUGCUCGCGCCUCGGCGGCAGCGGAGUCGGCUUCGAGCUCGGCGGCCGAUGCAGAGGAGGCGACGGCCGCCCUCAACGACAAGGUGGCCGCCCUCACGGCCGCCACGGACGAGCAAAAGGAGACUAUCGCGAGGCAGGACGCCCGCAUCAAGAAGCUCGAGCAGGUGCGGCUGACGAACGGUCAGGUGGAGAAGCUCCAGGCGAUGAAGGCCUCGGCCAGGAGGACCGCCGCGGAGAACACGGAGCUCAAGCAGCGGCUCUCGGUCCUCAAGGAGCGCCUGGAGGCCACCGUCGAAGGCGGCGGCAGAUGCGGCGAUGCGUCGUCGGGGGACGGGGAAGCCGCUACCGUCACCGCCGCCCUCGCGGCCGCCGCCGACCGCAACGCGGAGCUGCAGGUCGCCAAGGACACCCUUGUUGAGAAGCUCAAGGGGUACGGCAAGCGAGUCUACGAGCUUGAGAAGCAGCACACGCGGGUGCGCGCGGCGGUGGCGGAGCUCGGGGGCUCCGUGCCUGAAGGGGGGGACCUGGGGGACGCCGUCCUGGAGUGCGCCGGGCGAUUCGCGGGGCGAGGCGGUGACAUGUCGAUGAUGAGCACGGGGUCCCACGAUGAGGCGGCGGCGGCGGCGGCGGUGGAGGAGCUCCAGCGCGAGCUGCGGGAGGUCCGCGAGGCGCUGCGGGUCGAGGAGGCCGGCCGGGCGCGCCUGAAGGAGCAGAUGCUGGCCGGGGUGGCCAAGUUCAGGGCGCUCGAGGCUCAGGAGAAGUCGACACGGGAGCGGCUGGAGGAGGCGGCGGCGGGGCAGAGGGGCGCCGUGAGCGCCGCGCUCAAGAUCAAGGAGAAGGACCACGAGCGCGAGCUCAAGUUCCUUAAGGAGGAGAACGUGCAGCUGUUCAAGGAGAUCGGCGAAUGGAAGGUCAAGACCGACAAGCUUACUGCCGAGCUCGAGACCCUCCAGGAGAAGCUCGCCGCCGCCCAGACAGCGCAGCAAGCAUCCCCCUCCAUGAGCAAGAAGCGGGCCCUCGGCGACCGGACCAACAACACUCCCGCCAAGGCAACGGCAACGGCGGCGGUUACCGGUAAGCUGGGGUCCGCCGCCAGCACCACCGCGGGGGGCGUGCAGCCGGCCGCCGCCGCCGAGCGCCGCGCGGCAUCCCGCGCCUUGCUCGACGGGGAAGGGCCAAUCAACGACGAGGGGGCGGGGGAGUGCAACCAGUCCUGAGUCCGUUGCUCCGCCAGGUGGAGGGGGGCGUUGAGAUUUAAUUUGUUGCGUCUGAUACCGACACGGAGCAAGCACACAGUACCCGGCAGAAGCACCGACCGGCCUCUGAUAGGUUGUUGGGCGUAAACAUUGUAUUUGUUGCUGCUGUGUCUACACGACACACGGCGGAAGCACCGGUUUCUGCUGUUACAGGGUGGCAGCGUUCUUCUUGUUGCACAGGCAGGGUGCGGGGGAGGGGGGUAAAACGCUCAAAAAGAAUGCACGCCCCUACUAGUGCUAGGCUGACGUUCUCGUACCACACGGCAGUCAGGACGGUUCGCGCUGGGUCUUACGGGGUGCGGAGUUUUCACAUAAACUCUUUCCGAGAUAUUGAAACGAGUCAGCUUGACCUAAUCGUACCUAAAGAGAGGUAAACCGGCGGGUAUGUGGCAGUACGUCGACAAUCGCCCCCAUGGAACACCCGUGGUGGGGAUUGAAAAGGGCAAGGUUUGGAGGAAGAAUUGGAAAGGAUCAGGGGUUGUUCAUCAAGACUAAUUUAUGACAUUUACGGGCUUGUUGUAGGACCCCCCAUUUGCUUGGUGUCUUCUUCGGCAAAUCUCAACCCGUUGUACGAUAGGUAACAUGUUCUGCAGUCGUUGUUUUAUGCUUGUUAUUUCUCUUGUGUUUUUUUAUUGCGUCGUAAGACCUGGAUACGGCUAUGGUGCACGUCCAGUAGGGCCAAUGGAGAUGUUCAGGUUUCUUUUGCGAGGGUCAGGUGCGUAGCUAGUCCAUGGGUGUUUCUUGUCUUUGUCGUGCACUAACGAUCUACACGGCAGUCAGCAAUUUCAUGAUCACACGCAAUCGUUAUCGUGGGCAGUGUUGAACGGGGGUUAAUUAAUACAUACCAUGCUCUAGACUAACCGGGGGGUAUGAGUGAUGCGGCAGACAGUUGAUGGUGGCGUAGGUUCGUGUACAAGUAUUAAAGAUGGGGGGUUGGUUGCAAGGUGUUAAAUGGGUUGGGUCACCUUGGAGGAGGCUCCGGCGAAUGGCACAAUAGCCCACGGUUGGCUGCAUUC
This is a messenger RNA of Ectocarpus sp. CCAP 1310/34, 9464 nucleotides long. The record is from the annotation of a GenBank genome assembly. NCBI's taxonomy places the organism in Eukaryota, Phaeophyceae, Ectocarpales, Ectocarpaceae.